AUGUCGCAUUCUGGGAAGCCCAUUUCGGAGCUAGGCCUCGACUCGCUCAACGAUCGCUUCCGUGACUCGCUGAGUUGCGAAGCCAACAAGCCUGAUUUUCGAGAGCUCGAUCUGGGUUCACCCGUUUCCCCUCUUCGGACCCGUCAAAGCGGCGGUCUCGCCACUGCUACAAGUAGUAGCUCCAGCUCGUCCGGAUCGUUCUCAGGCCGAAAUGGGCCCAACCCAGCUGCCAAAAGGUCCGAUUCAGCCCCAAACAACCAUUCCGGCGAGCUGUCAGGCUCUAGUGAGAGCAGUCCCACCGCCGCCGAGAGCGUCCGAUCCGCCGGAAACACCCGGAAUUUCAAAACGGGCCAUACAAGAUCCGAUUCCGGCUCCACCCACCCGUUAAUAUACUCGGGUCAGAGCUCUGUGAACUCUCCGCCACUCAAUGUUUUGCCCACUGGGAACAUAUGCCCGUCUGGAAAAAUCUUAAAAACGGGUAUGGUCCCAAACCGGAGCUCCAGAACCGAUGUUUUGGGUUCGGGUAUGGGCAAUUACGGUCACGGGAGCAUAAUGCGGGGCGGCCCGGCGGCCAAAGGUGGCGGCAUAGAGGCGGUGAGUCCUGUGAGUUCGAGGGUAACUGGCGGCGGUGACUUGUUGAAGAGAACAAUGGUGAGUGCGGAUCCAGAGGAGGUGAAGAGAGCUGGGAAUGAGCAGUACAGAAGAGGCCAUUUUGCGGAGGCUUUGAGCUUGUACGAUCGGGCAAUCGCAUUGUCUCCGGCCAAUCCAGCCUACCGGAGCAACCGGGCGGCGGCAUUGACCGGUCUCGGGCGGCUGAUGGAGGCCGUGAGGGAAUGUGAAGAGGCAGUAAGGUUGGAUCCCAAUUAUGGCAGAGCUCACCAGCGUUUGGGGUCUUUGUUUCUUAGGUUAGGACAAGUUGAAAAUGCCAGGAGGCACCUUUGUUUUCCAGGGUUGAAGCCAGAUCCGGCUGAGUUACAGAAAUUGCAGGCAGUAGAGAAGCAUCUCAAAAAAUGUACAGAUUCCCGUCGUGUAGGAGAUUGGAAAAGUGUAUUGAGAGAAUGUGAUGCUACUAUUGCUUCUGGAGCUGACUUUUCUCCUCAGCUCUGUAUGUGUAGAGCGGAAGCACUUUUGAAGCUCCACCAAAUUGAUGAUGCUGAAUUAGUCUUAUCAAACACACCCAAAUUAGAGACCAACCCCUCACAAUCUAAGUUCUUGGGGAUGCUUUCUGAAGCUUACAGUUACUUUGUCAUGGCCCAAAUUGAGAUGGCAUUUGGAAGGUUUGAGAAUGCAGUUACUGCUGCUGAGAAAGCUGGGCUGAUUGAUCCUCGGAACAUUGAAGCUGCAGUGCUGCUUAAUAAUGUGCGUAUGGUUGUGAGAGCCCGUGCCCGAGGCAAUGAUCUCUUCAAGUCCGAAAGGUUCACUGAAGCUUGCUCAGCAUACGGAGAUGGUCUGAGGCUUGAUCCUUCAAACUCUGUUCUAUUUUGCAACAGAGCAGCUUGUUGGUUUAAACUUGGGAUGUGGGAGCGAUCCAUUGAAGACUGCAACCAGGCCCUAUGUAUUAAACCCAAUUACACAAAAGCCCUACUUAGAAGGGCUGCCUCAAACAGCAAGCUAGAAAGAUGGGUAGAUGCUGUUAGAGAUUAUGAGGUCUUGAGGAGGGAGCUUCCUGACGACAAUGAAGUUGCUGAAUCUUUGUUUCAUGCUCAAGUUGCAUUAAAAAAAUCCCUCGGGGAAGAAGUUUAUAAUAUGAAGUUUGGCGGUGAAGUAGAAGAAAUAUUAGGUCUUGAGCAGUUCAGAGCUGCAAUGGCUUUACCAGGUGUCUCUGUGGUCCAUUUUAAAGCAGCCUCUGAUUUCCAAUGCAAGCAAAUAUCUCCUUUUCUGGACACACUUUGUGGCCGGUACCCAUCCAUAAAUUUCCUCAAGGUUGACAUUGAAGAAAACCAAGCAGUUGCAAACACUGAAAAUGUGAGGAUUGUACCAACAUUCAAGAUUUACAAAAAUGGUAGCCGAGUGAAGGAAAUGGUGCGCCCCAGCCGUGAAAUGUUGGAACACUCAGUCAGGCAUUAUAGCUUCUAGAAUCAGGACUGUACUGUAAUUCUGCUGCCCUGCCGUAGUUUUGAGUUUUUCUUGUUGCUGCCUGGCCCCCAGUUUGUUAGGAACUCUCCUACAGCCCUUCCUUUCUGCCUCCACCAUAUAAGCUUUACCAGAUACCUGUGACAUAAUCAGAAUCACCAAAUAAUCUCGUUAGCGACCAAUGCCAGUGGAUCCCAGAGAGGUAGCUUAGUUCCUUGUUCAGUUUUUAUUUAUUCAUUCAUUCCUCAUUGCUCUCUGGUUCCACUUUCUUCCUCCUUUCUCCUUUUUUCCUUUUUACCAUAUCUUUGAACUUUUUUCAUUUUCAUUCUCAUGUAGGCCGGCCUGGUUCCUGUAUCCCCACUUCCAAAAAAAAAA
Messenger RNA from Prunus avium (sweet cherry), 2448 nucleotides. RefSeq names its product tetratricopetide-repeat thioredoxin-like 1 (gene TTL1). NCBI's taxonomy places the organism in Eukaryota, Viridiplantae, Streptophyta, Magnoliopsida, Rosales, Rosaceae. Gene Ontology annotation, molecular function: protein binding. Gene Ontology annotation, cellular component: cytoplasm. The record is from RefSeq and is a predicted model, not a curated record.